CUGCAACCUCCAUCCGACCUGGAAUCGAAUGCUCCGAGUCCUGGUCGCCAACUUGGUCCCUUUCCGGCCCCAUACUGCCACCACGAUGGUAGUACUAGUGCUGCUUUCUUGUUCAUCCUAGUACCAGCCCUCCUUGAUCACGGUGAGUCAAGCGGUCAGAGUGAUCCAAGCUGAUCAUUGAGGCGAUAUCAAAUGAAGUCCCUACUGGUGCGGCAGCGACAUGGGGGAAACGCUGUGCUGCUCAGUCCUGGGAGACUGACCUGGCCAGUCAACCAUGCUGUGAGCUCCCCGUUGAGGCAUUGUCGCUAGACGCAGAGGUAGGUUGCUUCAAGGUUGCUUCAUGGUUUGAUUCGGCAACAAAGCAUAUGGCGACAACACGCCGCCAUGAUUAGCGCCAGGCGGAUGGCGACUUUCCUGGGGCCAAAUCUUUCUGGUUGCGGCCUGGGCCAGCUUCAACACAUGUUGGGCCUUUACAAUACUAAUAUGGCUCCUGGAUGUCUGGCAUCUUAGGAGCUGUCCAUUGCUCGUCUUGUUCCCAUCUUUGCUCCCUGUCCGGGGGACCUAUCUCUAUAUCCUUUCUCUUGCGCUUCUGCAUUGACUCUGCUUGAUAGGAACAAUGAGAAGAGCUCGCAGGGAGGCACAAGAUGAGGAUGCCGCGCGUGAAAUGCUAGAGAAGCAAUCGCAAGCUUCAUUGUGGCUAGCUCGUGGCACCUUUCUUCUGACGGCACUCCUAUUUGCGUCUCUUGUCCUGAGUCUUGUCUUGAUCGAUUAUUACAAUACUAAGCAUCGUGGCUUCGCCAUCAUUACAGAAAACCACUACUCCUGGACCUAUGGGCCGACCGCUGUUCUGGUGCUGAUUGUGGCUCUCUGGCGUCAGAUUGACUACCACUGUAAGGCAGCAAUACCGUGGUUAACGUUGGGACAGGGGAGGGCGUCCGCAAGUCAGAGUCUUCUCCUGGAUUACGUGUCUCCGUUACAAGUGGUUAGCCUUUGGCGGUCUUUGAAAAAUGGCCAUCUUUUGGUGGCCUGGACCACGAUCGGCUUUGUUUUGUUGAAACUUGCAACUCUCGCCUCAACUGGAUUGCUGGCCGAAGAAGUUGCCGUGCUCCCAAGGAUAUCUACUAUGGCUCCAGCCUCCACCCGUUUCAACGGGUCGCUGUACAACGAAACGGAUUACAUUAGCAAAAGCGGUUCCUCCUAUGUUUAUACAGCUUACAGCAUCAUGGCCAAAGGUCUGAAGGCACCCAAAGGAACAACGGACAAGCUGGUGUACGAAAGUUUCGAUGUUCCAUCCGAGUUCAGCUCUGACGUCGGAUAUAUCAGAGCACAAGUACACGCGCUUGUGUCAAGUUUCAAUUGUGAGGCAGCUGGAGUCUCGGUGAAUCCAUAUCCAUAUAAAACGGACGGAACGCAAAUAUUUGACAGUAUCGUCAUGGAUUCUCCUCGGUGUGAGAUACUCGGAGGAACUACCCCUCCUCUCGUGCUCAAUCCGAAGACACAAACAUGUCCACCAAGGCAAUUGCGAGGUAUCAUGGUAGCAGUCAACUGCUCCGAAGACGCUGAUGCAGGUCGCUUCUCUAACUGGCAGCUUCUUACCUUGGUAGAAGCAUUGUAUAUUAAUCAAACUGUGAAUGAUUCAGCGGACAGCACUCCUUCCGGUGGGCAAAAUGCGUCCGAUGUGUUUCCAUCUGUCGAGAUCAAGAAAGCGACCGGCCUCCUAUGCCGACCUUCUUACCGCAUAGCUGAUGUCAGCCUGGCUUAUAAUCUGUCACAUGCGGAGCAGGAUGUCGUGGUAGGGGACCCAGGCACAGGCAACGGGACUCUGUCGGGAUUCGACGAUGAAGAUCUGACAUUGACAUUUCGAGCUGCGUUAAAUGAUGCAUCAACCAUGUUUGGCCUUCAAACAGAUUCACAACUGGAGGAAGAGUUUCCAGAUCCCUUGUUCAAAUUGAUGGCUGCAGCCAGUGGAGGACGUUACGAAAAUCUUCUUGAUCAACAAGCUAUGGCCGCUGCCGCCGAAACCACAUUUCAACACAUCGCUGUCCAGGUCGUCAACGAUAUCCUCAUGGACAACUCAAGCAUGGCUCUGGCUGCUGAGGUAUCUAUCCAACAGAAACGCCUCCUCGUCUCACCAAUUCCAUUUUGGAUCAUGGUAUCGAGCUUCAUUGCUCUGACGAUCCUAAGUGCUUGGUUGACCUGGACACGCCCACCAGCGGCGCCGCCUCCGCGAGCGAACACCGUUUUGGGGGUGGGACAGGUUCUCAUUCACAGCCACGCCUUGCAGGCGGUCGUGCAAGAACUCCAAGAUUCCCCAGAAAAACGGGUCGCACAACGACUUCAGGACUAUGUGUUUUCUCUUUCACGCCCUGACACUCGUGAAGAGCGGUCAGGCUUCGCCAUCGUCCCCAUUCCAAAGGCCGAACGACCACCCCCCGCUGCCGAGCACCGUAGCGAGGCUGAGACUAAACCCUUUGUGUUUUGGAGACCAUUCACUACCCGCACAUGGGUGAUGGUUGCCAGUCUGGCACUUCCUCUAGUGGCGAUAGUGUUGCUGGAGGUCCUACAACGAAACUCGGAUCGCAAUGGCGGCAUACUCACUUUGUCUGCUAUGGAUGGUAGCGGAGUGACGGUGUACACGCGACUGAUCCCGGCUCUCGUUAUGCUUAUGAUAGCCACUUCUUUCAAUGCGGUGGAUUUCAACGUGUCACUUCUCGCCCCUUUCAAUGCAAUGCGACGCAAGCCUGCCCCAGCCGAGCGCAGCAUCGAGGCGUGCCUUGUCGACAAGAUACCUCCUCUUGUACUGUGGAAUACCGCCAAACACCGCCACUAUGCGGCCCUCUUUUCUGCCAUUGCGGCGUUGGUUGGCAGUGGUUUGACUAUUGUGGCUUCAGGCCUCUACACCGUGGAGUCUUACCCAAGCUCGGCUCAACUACACUUACGAAGCCUUGACGCUUUUAAUACGACUUGGCCUGGGUCUGCCACAAAUGACGAUACGGCAGCAGUGCUGACAAGUCUUACUGAGGGUCUGAACCUCACAUAUCCUGCAUUCACCUAUGAGGAGCUUGCACUGCCGGCGGUAACUGCAGUUUCUCCUGUGGACAACUCCUCCUCGCAGCCUCAACUGCAACUUAAGUAUCCCGCCCUGCGCGCAUCGCUGAACUGCACGGCCUUAGACGCGAGUCAGUACAAUGUCACACCUUUCUACAACUCACGGAUUACGUCUGCAAGCGCCACAAUCGCCGCGACGAUGCCUCUGCCACCGUCGUGUCCUUUCGGCGGGCCUGGGGGAAAUCUGAGUGUGAUAGACGUCAGGUAUGGAGCCAACAUCGGGGCGAACAUAUCCUACAUGGGAAAACUCCUCGACCUUCAUGUUGGCCCCUACGACGCCAUAGAAGGUUCAUCCUUCGGGGAAACCGAGCCCUCCGCACAGAACGAUAACCCGCCAGGUUGUCCCUCGCUUGCAUUCAUUUACGGCUUUGUCAAUGUCGAAGUGCCAGAACAAACGGAAGUGACAGUCUUGAUGUGCUAUCAACAGAUCCAAAGAGUCCAGACAACGGUGUUCUUCGAUUUGCCUGCAAUGACCAUCUCUACGGCUCAAGCACCGAUACCCAACGAACGUACUAUCGAGCUUCUUCCCAAUGGUCCCGAUGGUGAGACGACAUUCUCAUACCGGAUACAACAACAUACGGAUAAGUCGUUGUCGAUUUUCAACCAAACCACUUAUGCCUCUGACAAUCUUGCAAAUACACCAGUGGAUGGAUUUUUUCAGGGAGUGUUGUUCGGACGGACGCCACUUCCAGAGACAAUGCUGAGGGACAGAUCCAACCAGGACACCAUGGUGCGCGGUAUCAACGCCUUCUAUCGCCGAUACAUGGCGCAGGCAAUUUCCGCAAAUAUGCGGGUGCCGCUCAAUUCGACUGACGCAGGCUCUCAAGCUUCGUCAGCAGGAGAUUACGAAGGGACCGUUCUCAAUGCUUCACAAACCGCACGCCUCGUGCAGCACCGUACCGCGAAAUUGAUCUUACAAAUUCUUCUAGGUCUCAUGCUCAUCCUUGGUGCCGUGGGAUGGGGCAUGACGCGGCUGCGGGAUCUAGUUCCGUUCAACCCAUGCACAAUCUUUGGCAUGGCAGCUCUCCUUGCAGGGAGUAAAAUGUGUGCUGCAGCGAAUAUUACUGACGCAGCCCCUUCAGACAAAUCCCAAACGAGGGUGGUCUCGGAGACCCUUUCUUGUAGAAGAUAUCAGCUGGGCUGGUGGGACGAUACCAGCGGUGGCAGAGAAGACCAAGCACAAGCCGACACCGAGGCGGAUGCGAUUUCUAGAGAACGUGAAGGGCUGCGGCAUCGGAAGAGAUACGGUGUUGACUUCGUGGAGUUCCGCAUAGGGGACUCCUGAUGAGCUAUCGUUUGAUGAGAUUCAAUGUACUGUUGGGAGUCGGGGCUACAAUAUCUUUGCUAUAAUUAUGCAAUUUACGAGAAUAUAAAUACUAUUUCCGA
Molecule: messenger RNA, 4494 nt
Organism: Exophiala dermatitidis NIH/UT8656
Lineage: Eukaryota; Fungi; Ascomycota; Eurotiomycetes; Chaetothyriales; Herpotrichiellaceae
Exons: 1
Coding region: 617-4393 (1258 amino acids)
Source: RefSeq, a predicted model, not a curated record